AUGGCAGGCUUCCUCUCAUACUUUGGAGCCGUUGUCGCUGCCUCUGCCUUGUUCUUUGUGCUACGAAUAGCGUACCGCCUUACCCUGCACCCGCUUGCAUCGUUCCCGGGCCCAAAGCUUGCGGGAGCAACGUCUCUUUUCCAAGCGUGGUAUGACCUUAGGCCAUCGAGCUCUUAUGUCAAGACCUUCCCAGCGCUGCAUAGGCAAUAUGGUCGGUGGCUUUUUCUUCCUCUCGCAGUCGAUUUGAAACCCAACUUAACCGUGCUUCCAUUGGCAGGCCCUAUUGUGCGAAUACUCCCAAAUCAGCUUCAUGUCCACGACAUAAACGCUUACUAUGAGAUCUUCAAGACAGGCUCGGGCUUCACUCGGUUCAAAGACCAGUACCAUCAGCCUGCCGGGGUUGGAUUCUUCAACAUUCUGGACCCGAAAGUGGCAAAACCCUGGCGCGAUUCAUACAUGCCUUACUUUUCCAAGGGCGCCAUAACACGUCUAGAACCGUUGAUCCAGGAUCGGAUGGACACGUUUCUGCAAAGGUUGGAUGCAGCUGCCAGUGAUGAGAAGCCGGUCGAUCUCAGCAUGGGGUAUAGAAGUCUGACGGGCGAUGUUGUUUCGAGCUACAUGUUUGCGAACAAAGGCGUCGAGACUCUCGAGGUUGAGGACUUCCAGUCGCCCAUGCUCGUCGCCCUCGAGAAGAACAUGGACUUUCUGCAGUACACCAUGUACUGGAACAAUUUCUUCUACUGGUUCGCUGGACAGCUGCGGAAGUUGACAAAAGAGCAGACGGAAAAGUUCUUCGCACCGAUUGCCCAAACGAAUUGGCUUUUGGAGCAACUCAGGAAGAAGCUUGAGGAGAUCAUGACAAAGGGAGGGUCCGGGUCUGGAUUUCCGACCGUCUUUGACUGCUGGGCCGCGCCCAAUGCGAAGAGGACCUUCACUCCGAAUCUUGAUCAAUUGACGGCCGAUGCGUUUCUGUUUUACGGCGCCGGAACCGACACGACUGCUUAUACCCUAACGGUGGGCACAUGGGGGCUGAUUCACCACAGAGAUGCUCUCGCAAAGCUGAGAAAGGAACUGAACGAUGCAUUUCCGGCUUCCAAUGGCCACAAGCUCGUUAGUCCUUCGGCUCUGGAGAACUUACCGUACUUGAGAGCAGUCGUCAAGGAGAGUUUGCGCAUGGGCAUGGGUGUUCCUGGAAGGCUAGGCCGAGUGGUGCCGGCCGGAGGGGUGAAUUUGUGUGGACGGCAUAUUCCAGCUGGAACAAUACUCCAUGCUGCCCAUUACUGCUACCACUUCGACCCCGAGGUGUUUCCAAAUCCAGAUUCUUUCCUACCUGAACGGUGGUUGGGACCCGAUGCAAAUCAGCUCGAAACCAAAAUGAUCGCAUUCUCACGCGGACCGAGAUCGUGUAUUGGCAUCAACCUCGCGUAUGCGGAGCUUUAUCUCAGUUUCGCUUAUGUCUUCCGUAGAUUCGACGUGAAGCCGUACAAGACCACCGAGGAAGAUAUGGAGUGGAAGGAUAAUUUCGUCGUGACCACCAAGGGACACCUCCGGGUGUUGCUGAAGAGGGUUGACGACGACUAA
Exophiala spinifera is the source of this 1581-nucleotide messenger RNA. RefSeq lists its product as uncharacterized. Gene Ontology annotation, molecular function: oxidoreductase activity, acting on paired donors, with incorporation or reduction of molecular oxygen; monooxygenase activity; heme binding. NCBI's taxonomy places the organism in Eukaryota, Fungi, Ascomycota, Eurotiomycetes, Chaetothyriales, Herpotrichiellaceae. The record is from RefSeq and is a predicted model, not a curated record. The transcript has 6 exons. The coding region runs from base 1 to 1581 and encodes 526 amino acids.